Messenger RNA from Xiphophorus hellerii (green swordtail), 3494 nucleotides. Its product is annotated as voltage-dependent calcium channel subunit alpha-2/delta-4-like. Gene Ontology annotation, molecular function: voltage-gated calcium channel activity. The transcript is spliced from 29 exons. Bases 595 to 3336 code for a protein of 913 amino acids. The record is from RefSeq and is a predicted model, not a curated record. Lineage: Eukaryota; Metazoa; Chordata; Actinopteri; Cyprinodontiformes; Poeciliidae. Gene Ontology annotation, cellular component: voltage-gated calcium channel complex.
GGUAUAAAGUGGUGCUGGAAGAGAGAAGGAAAAGAUACUCUGGAGAGACAGGAUGUCCCUACAAUCCAUUUAUCAGUCUAUCUAUCUGCUCUCUGCAUGUUAAUUCCUUUGUUUUGGACAGUUUUGUUUUUCAACCGGGACCAUGUGAAGCUGUCUGGAAGAGCGGUGGAAAAUUCUCACAUUAUUCUCCGGAAAUGUAAAUGCUCCCUUUCCUUUUUAAAAAAUAUGACUGAACUGGACUGAAUUUGUAUCUAGUAUUUUCUUUCUUUUCAGUCCCCCCACCCUCUGGAUUCAAGAGAGGAGAAGGAUGGAAGAGAGAAGUGGAGGAUAGAAGUAAUAGAAAUCAGAUCACAAGCCCUGGAAAGUGAGGUGUUGAAGAAUGACAGGACUUAAAUGGGACCCCUUGUGCACAGAAGUGACGUCUGACAUUGGGGAUAAAAACAUUGCCUAUUCUUUCAUGUGCGGGGAUACCCAGCUCAGCUGACAUCAAACCAGUCAUUCAGACUUUUUUUUGUUCAACAUCUAGUAACUUUCUCUUCUAAUCAGCAUGCCUCUUAAAACCUUUAAAAUACAUCUGCAGCAAUAGGUGGAACGAUGCAGAUUGCAACAGCUGCAUGGAUGCGCUGUUGUAGCUUGGGAAACGCUGGGAAUGCCAUUAAAUUGGGCAGAAGUGGGCCACGCAGAAGGAGGCUGAUGAUGCUGAUGUGGAUUAUCCUCUCUGGCUCACUGUGCCUGAUGGUUGACGGCCAGAUGAAGAUCCCACCAGAAACUGUGCAGCAGUGGGCCGUGUCCUUCGGAAAAGAGAUUGCUGCUUUGUCGAAUAGAUACUCUGGAGCUAAACUUUUGCAGAAGAAAUAUACGGAUGUGGAGGGCGUGGUGAAGAUGGAGGAGGUGAACGGUGAAGAGCUGGUAAAGAAGUUUGCGGAGGAAAUGGAGGAGAUGCUCGGAAGGAAAAUGAAAUCAGUGAAGAAAUUAGCAGAAGCAGCAGAAGAUGCUGAUCUUGGGCACGAGUACAACGAAACACUAGAAUUUGACUACUUUAACUCCCUGUUGAUCAACACUGUGGAUGAGGAGGGCAAUCCAAUACCACUUGGUGGAGAAUUCCUCUUGGAGAAAAAUGAACAUUUCAAUAAACUUCCAGUUAACACACAGCAGAGUAACAUCCAAGUUCCUACAAAUGUUUACAAUCGAGAUCCUGAUAUUCUAAAUGGGGUCUACAUGUCUGAGGCUCUGAAUGAUAUUUUUAUUGAUAAUUUCCAGAAGGAUCCAACUCUCACCUGGCAAUAUUUUGGCAGUGCCACAGGCUUCUUCAGGCUCUACCCAGGAAUCCAGUGGAUUCCAGAUGAAAAUGGCGUGGUCACGUUUGACUGCAGAAACAGAAACUGGUACAUACAGGCCGCCACUUCUCCAAAAGACGUGAUAAUCGUGGUGGAUGUGAGUGGCAGCAUGAAGGGGCUGAGACUGACGAUAGCCAAGCACACAAUUAACACUAUCCUAGACACUCUGGGAGAAAAUGACUUUGUAAAUAUUAUAGCUUACAGUGACUAUGUUCGCUACGUGGAACCCUGUUUCAAGGGCAUGCUGGUACAAGCUGAUCUGGAUAACAGAGAGCACUUCAAGCUUUUGGUGGAUGAGCUUCAAGUCAAAGGAGAGGGCAAAGUAAAAAAAGCAAUGAAGGAGUCUUUCAAGGUCCUUAACGAGGCUGCUGCACUGGGGCAGGGCAGUCUGUGCAACCAGGUCAUCAUGCUGAUAACAGACGGCGCCAUGGAGGACUUCAAGGAUGUUUUUGAAGAGUUUAACUUUCCAGAACGUCGGGUUCGAGUGUUCACGUAUCUCAUUGGCCGCGAAAUGACUUUUGCUGAAAAUGUUAAAUGGAUCGCCUGCAACAACAAGGGUUAUUACACACACGUGUCCACGCUGGCUGAUGUUCAGGAAAAUGUCAUGGAAUAUCUCCAUGUUCUCAGUCGACCAAUGGUUAUCAACCAUGACCACGACAUCAUCUGGACAGAGGCCUACAUGGAUAGUGUGCUGUUUAACACUCAGGCACAGAGUUUGCUCCUGAUGACCUCAGUUGCCAUGCCUGUUUUCAGUAAGAAGGAAGAAACUCUGUCUCAUGGGAUUUUGCUGGGUGUGGUAGGAACAGAUGUGGCCUUAAGAGAAUUGAUGAAAUUAGCUCCAAGAUACAAGCUGGGUAUCCAUGGUUACGCCUUCCUCAUCACCAAUAAUGGUUACAUCCUGUCUCAUCCAGAACUACGGCCUCUGUAUAAGGAGGGAAAGAAACUGAAGCCUAAACCAAACUACAACAGUGUUGAUCUGUCAGAGGUUGAAUGGGAGGAUACUGAGCAGAAACUGAGGACAGCCAUGGUCAAAGGAGAAACCGGCACAAUGUCUUUAGAUGUGAGAUCUUCAGUGGACAAAGGAAGGAGAGUGAUCUUUUUGAAGAAUGAUUAUUUUUACACCGUCAUAAAUGAGACACCAUUCAGUCUUGGUAUAGUCUUGAGUAGAGGGUAUGGAGAGUACAUCUUCACAGGAAAUGUCUCACUGGAUGAAGGUCUUCAUGACUUAAUCACUCCAGAUCUGACCUUAGCCAAUGAGUGGACCUAUUGUGAGAUAGAUAUCGACCCAUCACAUCGCAAACUGACCCAGCUGCAGGCGGUCAUAAAAUAUCUCACUGGGAAAGAAAAAGAUCUGCGCUGUGAUAGACAGUUGUUGCAACAGACUCUAUUUGAUGCUGUUGUUACAGCACCUAUGGAAGCGUACUGGACCGCUCUCAUGCUUAACACAUCUAGUAUGGACGAUGGUGUUGAGACUGCUUUCUUGGGGACUCGUUCAGGCUUGCAGAGGUUCCUGAGGUACACGGGUGUUGAAAAAAGAGUUGGCAAGUCUUUCCUGACCUCCACAGAUAAAGAGAAUAUGUUCACUCUGGACCAUUUCCCUGUGUGGUACCGCAGAGCAGCAGAGUAUCCAGUUGGACAGUUUCUGUACUACAUGCCCAGACAGGACACAAGAGAUCUAUUCAGGGAUUAUGAGGCUGCCUAUAGUGCCACCUUCAGUUCAGAAGAGGUGCAACACCGUGUGGAGGAGCAGGCAGGAAGAAUUGUGAUUAGCUCCACUGCUGUGACUGUGACGGUGGGCAAGAAAACAGCCAUCGCUGGAGCUGUUGGGGUUCAGAUGACUCUGGAGGUGCUUGAAUCCAAAUUUAGGACCAUCGCUGCACAGGUAAGACCAUUCAGAUGGUACACUGUCAGUAAUAUUUUGGACGUGGCACCAAUCAGACUGGAUAUUGUAUUUUAUACUAAGGCCUUCAACUCAUCCACCAUUCCUGUCAUAUUUUAGAUUUACCUGAUUAUUUAAAGUUUAGACAUACAGACAUCCCUUCUUCAUGAAGCCUGCUGCUCAUUGUAUCUUCUUUUCAGAUAUUUUAGCAAUUAGAAAGCACAAGACCAGCAUAUUUUAUGUCCUUUACAUACAUUUAAUGUGGUGAAAACUAGUUG